AGGAGACAGCCCGCGGCACCGGGGUAUCCCGGGAAACUGAGAGAGCCCGGGGCUCGGGGGUAUCCUGGGACAGGAGACAGCCCGCGGCACCGGGGUGUUACAGCGGUGUGCCUGCCUGUCUAUUGCUCGCUCAGCAGUGUUCCUGGAGCUGAGCCCGGUUUCAGUCGCGGCACUUUGAGGAGGAUGGAAAACCCAGCCUGCCGGUGGGUGGAUCUGUUCACCGGUAUAUGGCAGAGCAAGGGCUGGAGGAAUUCUGCCAACUUCUUGUGGAGAACCCAUUGCAUCCAGUAAUGCAUAUUGGUAUACCUUAUGGGACACUGAAGUGAUCACAAAAGAAGCAAGCAAAAAUUAAUGGAGGAAGUACCCAGGCUAUCAGGAGGGUCCCAUCAAGGAAUCCAGCACUCCCCUAUUCCUCCUGACAAGGUAAGCUCCACAUCCAUCCCACGUGUCCAGUGCUGCCACACAGCUAAUAAAGAUUCCUGUAGCUCUCUGCUGCCAAGAUGUCCAGUAACACACUGUCAUGUCUGUGCCUGGAACCCAGGUCCCUUUUGCAUGCCCUUGAUACUCUCAGCCAAAAGGAAUUUCAGGGGUUUAUCCCUGGAGGCUUCCCGUGUGCUGAGGGGAGCUCGUGUGCUGGCAAGGAGAGAAACUGAUGGCUGUUACUACCUGGGCCACAUUGUCCAGGAGGUGGAGGGCUCCAGGGAAGGCUUUUUAGUUGAGUUUGACCAAAGUGGGGCUCUGAAGGGCAGGCUCCAGCGAGGCCAGCAGGAAACGCCGCUCUAUGACAUUGUGCACUACGAGGAUGCCCGGCGACAGCCUCUUGCUCCAGGGGACAGGGUCUUGGCACCAUGGGAGGCUCCAGCCAAACGUUUUGGCCCUGGCACUGUGCUGAGGGUUGUGGAGAACACAGAGGCACCUUCAGCACACAAUGAGAGGGGAGUGCUUGUGAAUUUCUGGAAUGGGCAGACUAAGGAGGUGUCUUCUGCCCAAGCUCUGCGCAUUCCCGUGCCCCUGAGCGAACGCAUCAUCCUGGAGCUGCAGAUGCCUUUAGCAGCCAGGCAGAUGGUGGUGGAUUCAAGCUUGGAUUACCCUUACCUUGUGGCACCAGGUUACAGAGCCUCAGGGCACUACAGACAGGGUCACCUGGGCCUGGGCCGCUGCCCAGAGGCUCUGUAUUCCACUCAUCCCUGUGCAAAGUGCAGCUGGGGGUGCACCUCGCUUCCCCAGGGCUGCCUUGGAGCCUGGGAACACACAUGGCCUGCAGAGUGCAAAGUGCAGCAGGAAAACACCUUCAGCCCCAGAGCAAGCCUCACUGAAGACAAGCUCAGCAAGAAAAUAGAACAGGAACUGUCUGAAUUGAGGAUUGCUUCUUCAGAAAGUGUUUCCAGAGAGGAAGAGAAAAAGGAAGAGAAGAGAUUAGAGACAGAAAACAUUCCAGAAGAUGUUAGGUCCUCUUUGGAAGAGGACCAUGAGGUUAUAGAAACUGAGAAGGGCCCUCAGAGGGAGAUGGCUCGUGCUGUGGUUGAUGCUGCUGUCAACACAGACAGCUGGUUAGUGGAGACAGAUCACAAGGAGGAAGCAGAGAGCAGACAGCAGGAUGCUGAAACUGAAGCUAAAUUUGAACAUGAUCGUGGCUUUUUUGAGUCCAGAGUGGCAGAAGCUCCAGUCCAGCAUUCCCAGAGGAGCCCUGCCAUGGGAAGCAGUGCUUUGGUUCCUUUCAGGUGCCAGAGCUUCUUUGCCCAGGUGAAUCAGUCACUGGAGAAAGACAGCCUGACCAUCAGAUCAGCCCUUUGUGGGCAGAGACCCCACAGUGCCACCCCCCUGCUGGCUGGGAGAGCCACACAUCUCCCAAAGCUUCUGAGAGACAAAAACAUCACAAAAUCAAUCCCUAGUGAUGCAUCUCAGAAGAGGUGGAAGGAGCUGGACUUCAGCAGAGCCAAGAUUGAGCACAGAAGGUGGCAAGAAGAACAGAGGCAGCUGAAGAGGCAGCAGCAGCAAGAGGCAGAUGGCACCCGCAGGGACAGCCAGAGGCAGCGAUUGCAUCAGAGAACAUUGCAAGGGCUGGAGAAACAGCUGGAGCACAAAGAGAGAGCUUUGCAGCACAUGGCACUGCUCCAGGCUGCUGAGGCUGAGAGGAGCAGGAAGGAAUCCUGCUUUCCAGAGGAGGAGGAGGAGGAGAGGAAGGCAAGGCAGAGGCUUCAGCUCUUAAAGACACGGCGUUUGCAGAGAGAGGAGCUGCAGACCGAAAGCAACAACAGGAGCUGUGAACAAGAGAAAUAAAGGCUGGAGUUGCUGAGGAGCAGAAUGCAGUCACGGCAGGAAGUGCUGGAACAAGAAUCCCAGGAGCAGGACAAACAGCAAAACCAGCACCAGGCUGCCAAAGUGAGAGUGUUCCAGAGGAGAGAGAGUUCUCAUCUGAAGAUGGAAAAAGAAGGCCAGAAGCUCUGUGCUCUCCAGCAGUACCUCAGGGAACAGAAGCUCCUGCUGCUCAGGGCAUCCCUGCUCGAGUAAGGAAGCUGCACAGAGGGUGAGCAGGGCCUGGAGCAGUUCACAGACCUGCUGUGCCCUGUCACCUGUGAGUCAGUGUGACAGGUGGCAUUUGGAUUCCUGGAGAGGUCUCUAAUGUCCCUUCUACUGCAGCCAGAGUGCACUUCCACUGCUCUGUCCUUCACCUGCCUUUCCUCCUGGGGUCACUGGCUCCCCCUCCCCUGAGAGGGAGCAGCAGGGCACAUCUAGAGGCACUUUCUGCCUCAGAAAGGAGGGGUUUUAGUGCACUGCACCGUGGGGAGUGGAGGUGCCCAAGGAGAGGAGGAGGAGGUUAAGCUUGUCACAUUCUGAAGUGUUCCCUCUUCCUCACAUCAUCUGAGGUACAAAAUUCCCUGUGGCUGUGCCCAGGAAAUGCACUGAUCAGCUCUGGGUAACCAGAAAUUUCAGCCAGGUAUUUAGGAAAGGAGGAUGGACAUAGCAGAAUUUAUUUGCUGAAACAGUCAGAGCUAUAUGGAAAUAUCUUUAUUUUACACAGAAUUAUGCUAAAUUACAAUGUAUGUAAAUAUAUGAUCAUAUAUAUGAUCAGCUCUGGGUAACCAGAAAUUUCAGCCAGGUAUUUAGGAAAGGAGAAUGGGGCAUAGCAUAAUUUACUUGCUGAAACAGUCAGAGCUAUAUGGAAAUACCUUUAUUUCACACAGAAUUAUGCUAAAAUGAAUACAAUAUUUGUGAUACCUUGUUUCAAGUAAUGCCUAGAACCAAACUAGAUACAAAAUUCAAAUUUGGCCUGACAUUCUGUAUACACUUAGAAACAUGAUACACAUUUUCUGGCACAUUAUAAAAAUUUAUGCCUCCUUCUAGAAUAUAGCAACAGUGAUGAUGGCAGUUUCUUAAAAAAAAAAAAAAAAAAAAAAAAAAAAGAACAAAGAAAAAAGUAAAAA
Messenger RNA from Melospiza georgiana, 3425 nucleotides. RefSeq lists its product as uncharacterized. The transcript is spliced from 11 exons. The record is from RefSeq and is a predicted model, not a curated record. Bases 352 to 2280 code for a protein of 642 amino acids. Lineage: Eukaryota; Metazoa; Chordata; Aves; Passeriformes; Passerellidae.